Bombyx mori (domestic silkworm) is the source of this 1465-nucleotide messenger RNA. RefSeq lists its product as uncharacterized. NCBI's taxonomy places the organism in Eukaryota, Metazoa, Arthropoda, Insecta, Lepidoptera, Bombycidae. The transcript has 2 exons. The record is from RefSeq and is a predicted model, not a curated record. Bases 911 to 1261 code for a protein of 116 amino acids.
UUUUGUUUAUUUAUUUCUACGUAAGAAUGUGGCAUAUAAAAAAAUGUUUUCGGAUUCCGUCAGAAAUUAAGAAGUGAUUCCAUUAUUCCCGCUGUUGAGUGCAAAUUCACAGACUGUAGCUUUGAUAGCUCAGUCAUUCUUGACAUCCUUGCCUGUUCUACGCAAAUGUUUUCAUUCAAGGAUUACUCAAGGAUAAAUUUACGUAUGUGACCAGCGUCACCCAGUUGCUCUCUCGCGGGGGGUGUCUCUUCUUGGGUUUCCCUUGCUAGUCUCCUAACCGGCACAGGGACGGGAUCCGAAGUACUCUAGAACCCUGUCCCCAGGGGGCUCUGCAGUGACGAAUUGGUGCAGAAAGAGAAGGAGCGUUCUCUAUCGCUCUUUUUCUAGGAAGAACCAGAACCCAUACGGAGAAGAACUUCAAUAUUGGAUAUAUCUAUAGAGGGCAAUCAUGCGUUUCAGUUUCAGAUGGAAUAGCUGUUAAAUGUGUGCAGAAUUGACGUUAUAUAGUUUUAGAAAGUUCCAUUUAGUUCUCGUAACUCCUUAAUACCAGGUGGGCCAUGACCUGGUCUGUCCAUUUACUGUAAUACCAGAGUAAGUCCGUCAGUCCAUCUAGGAUACGACACGUUGAGACUCUUGCGAGGAGAGUGGACGCGCGUGAGGCGAGUGGGUCGGCGCACAUCGCAUGCGCUUAAUAGGAACGUUCACUUCUUAUCGGUUAUUUCGGUCGCAGAGCGUGGGCUUGUGUGCGCCCGUGUGCUGUGUUCCUUGUGCGUGAGUGAGUGAUGGUCGGUUAUACUGCGGUCGGUUAUCAGGGACGGACGAAUUAAUCAAUGUUCAAACUCCUUCAUUGAUUUAGUCAAAUGUACUUUUAUUCUUGUGAUAAGUCAUUUUUGACACGAGAAGCAUAAAAAUGGAUCUAUGGCGGAGCCGAACCCCAUACGAGGUGUCCGCGUCUAGGGGGCAUGUGGGGUAUGUAGUGAUUGACGGUUUGCAGAUGUUGGGAGCUGACCGCGGGCCCAAUCAUGUUGUUAUGGCCCUACCCAUCAAACGACUCCUCUUGCACCCAACAUUUGAUUUCCAAGGUCAGAACCCGAUCAGACUAGAGAGGGUUCCCGCGAUCAGCCGCCGCCUUUGCGAUACGGACUUCGCAGAAGUGGCGGCCCGGCUGCACGCUGUCUGCCAUCAAAAGAAGGAAACGCUGCGGCUGGCCAUCUGUGAGGCCAAAUCUCAGGGUAUAAAGACGCUCGACCAGGAUCCCUGAGGGCGCCCGUAGAAAGUUGUCCGCAAGAAAGUGUGGCCGUGGGCGCCUCCGAUUAUUAAGCGACUCCGGUCUCGGCAGUUGCGGGAACAUAGUUUCUGUACUGUUCUCGCGGGGAGGGGGGUACUUCCAGCCCCUUUCCACGGGUCCGCAAAGUACUUACAAAAUAUAUUAUCUAUAUAAUAAAACUUAUUAUAAAGCUGAAAA